AUGGCUAGAAUUGGAGAAGUGCGUCCAAAAGCCAUCGAGCCCCUGGAGGGUUCCGUUAGCGACGAUGAAGAGCCCAAGACACCAUCUAUGGGUGGCGAGUCUCUUUUUGACUACUUUCCUUUCGAAGAGAUUGAAACUCCUCCGGUCGUCAAUCUGUCAGUUGCUACCGAACCCGAAGACAUUCUUCUCCCGCUCAAACUUCAAUGGAAGAGACCUAGCCAAUCGAGGCUAGAAAGUCUUCCUCAAGUGCAUCGGAUCAUGGAUUGGGUUAUGGGCCGAAACGUAUUAAUACAAGAGGAUCAACCACUGACUCAACGGUUAGCUGAGGCUGGCGAUAUGUGUAAGAGUAGCUUAGGAGAGGAGGGCAAAGUGCAUCUCAGCGAAAAGUUAAUAAAAGAGGACUUUUUUGACAUUGGAGAUGUCAGUGAUAUUUGUCCUGCUUGCACGACACCAUAUUGUCAGGCUCUCGACUCCCUGCCAUUUAAGAGUAGUCUGAAGCUUGGAUAUAACGACCCGGAGAUGCAUACCUGGCUCAUAGGAGAUAAGUAUGUUAUGACCGAGGCGGUAGACGACGAAUUAUCCGAAGACGCAGAUGUCACAUUAACCCUAGCCACAGAGCUUGUCAAGAAAGCGACGAGAGUACCCGUGCCUAAUAUAAUAGCCGGGUGGAAGGAGAACGGGAAGGUAAUGACUAUCACCGAGAGGGCGCCAGGCCAGCGGCUUUAUGAUAUCUGGUGGGACCUGCGAGAAGACCAGAGAGAAAGGAUUGCGAGAGAGGUCGCGCGACACAUAGACCAAUGGAGGCGAAUGACAGCAGACAGAAUCUCAGCCCUCGGCGGUGGCCCUGUGCGGCGCCACCCUCAUCUGUUCGGGCUGUCGGAAGAAGGGUUCGGUCCUUUCAGAUCUGAUAAGCAGGUUUGGGCUGCCAUCUAUAGACGAUUGAAAAGAAGAAACGUCAGCGAGGACCUGAUACAGAUCUUGAAGGACUAUAUGCCAGAAUCAGCACCCUGUGUUUUCACACAUGGAGACUUGUCCACCACUAAUAUUCUAAUUCACAAUGGCCGAGUCUCCGCUAUCCUGGGGCUCGACAAUGCCGCGUGCCUCCCGGUGUGGGCUGAGCACGUGGCGGUACACUUUUGCUACUGCAAGGAAGAUGAGCAAUGGAAAGCGAUGCUGAGCAAGCACAUGAAGAGCUAUGCUAGCGCGAGGGAUUGGUGGAUGCUAUGGAACGCGGUCGAGAGGAAUGCAUCGAAGAAGCACAUAGCCGCCCUGGUAGCCCGCUGCCGAAAAUGGCAAAAGCCGCCGCGAAAUAAACGGACCUUCGAUCCGGAAUUAUCCAAGGAGAAGGAAAGGGAAGAUGCUACUACCGACUUGAACCUCAUGCCCGAAUCACAUCUGCAGUCACCCGUCCAAACACGUCCUCAUAAUGCCUAUAGUCCGACCAGAGCAGCACUUAGCAGAAAGCUAUUGAAAGGGAGAAAUUUCUCAGAAUUGUUGAAUGAUAUGAACUGGGAGUCGGCCAUUCACAUAGGAUCAGAAGAGGGCGAUAAUUUGGCAGCGAUAGGAGAGACAUGGGGACAAGGCCUCGUAAAAUGGGAAGCCGUUAGCAAGGAAAGCAGCGAAGAUGACGAUGCAUAUGAAGCCAAGCGUGUAGGGAUUGAGAGGUGGCUCUCAGAGAGUGAGAGAGGGAGGAUGUAUUUCGACAGACCUUUAGUCGUCCAACGCUUGUCAAAUGACGACCAGGAUACACCUCCGCUGGUAAGCCCGGCGAAAGACCCCCCUUGGAGAGAAAGACAGAGAUCAUUUGAGCGACCUGACAACAAUUCGAAAGGUCUAAGGCCGUUCAGCUUGCCUCUGUCCCACCUAUCAGAAAACGCUAAGCUCAACCCGCAAGAAGUAGAUCGAAAAGGGGAGGGUGUUGAUGAAAACGAGUCUCGUGAGAAAUUCAUCGAGGAGACUCUUCGUUCUCUAGAAUCUGGCCGGGAACAUGUCGUCGUCGAAGAUACUAUAAGCCCGAUUCCUCAGAAAGAAAAGGAAGAAGCCAGGCAGAGCGGAGGCACUGAGAACAAGCGGUCCUCAAUUUUUCGAGAGAAAACCUCUCCGGGAUCAUUAUAUUUGACACUCGCAAACGCGGCGGCCCAAGGGAAAAGCAAACGAUAUAGAAGGAGUAUCUCCGAGGAGCAAGCAUCAUCGCCGGAGGUGCAUACCACCGAUAAAUAG
This is a messenger RNA of Daldinia caldariorum, 2220 nucleotides long. RefSeq lists its product as uncharacterized. The transcript has a single exon. NCBI's taxonomy places the organism in Eukaryota, Fungi, Ascomycota, Sordariomycetes, Xylariales, Hypoxylaceae. Bases 1 to 2220 code for a protein of 739 amino acids. The record is from RefSeq and is a predicted model, not a curated record.